AUGGCCUCUGCGGCUAUACCUUCAUAUCCAUCAACCAAGGAGACAACAAAUUAUGCUCGUCUGUGUCGUCUUCUUGUGGAUGUAGGAUCCCAGGCAUUAAGGAACAAGUUUGAUAGUAUUCACCCACCCGCAGGCCUACAUGCAGUUCUGACAAAGCCUCCUGCACACCCAGUAUUGCAGACACUUAAAAGGAAGAGAAUUCUCAAUCCCACUCAAUGGGCCAAGCUGUAUCCCCCUUCACCUUCAUCCAUAUCUUCAAAAGAUUUUGAUGUCACACUGCUGAUGUUGCUCUUAAGGAAUAUAUGUGGCUUGAUUCCUCCAACCACUGGUUGGGAUAAUCUCCCACCUGCUGCAGAUACAAGUGCUGAAGCCCACAUAGCUAGGGUGAAGUAUUACAGAAACCAUGUCUAUGGACAUGCCAGCCAGGCAUCUGUGGAUGAUGCCACAUUUAAUUGCUAUUGGCAGGAUAUCAGUAAUGCAUUGGUAGGACUGGGUGCAGAUGCCACUGCUAUCAAUAAGCUGAAGACUGAGAGUAUGGAUCCUGUCACUGAGAAACACUACCAAGAAUUACUGAGGGAGUGGAAGAAAGAUGAUGAUAGCAGCAAAGACAGACUUGAUGAGAUUGAAGGUAACUUGAAAAUGCACCACACAUAUUUAUUGUGGAUAAAAGAAAUAACCAUAUAGUACUAUAUUCAAUUCAAUACAGUACUAUAGACUUUAUUGUGUUCCCACUAUUGAGGAUCUUCAUACGUAAUUUAUAAUGCAGACAAUGAUAAAUAGUAAUAAUUUAUUAUUUACAACAAAAAAAUAAUGAAUACAGAUAAACUAAAGAAUAACUAAUUAUUAUUAUACAUGUAAGUAUGGUAAAAACAUGUGCUAAUAUGCACAUUCAUAUGUUUAAGAGUAACUCAUUCAACAAAGAGGUCAGCCACAGCUGCAGAAGAUGCACUUUGAGAUUGUCCUGACUGACAAGUGAUACAGAGUUUUUGGUUACAGGAAUCAGUUUAAGUAAUGUUCAAAAUAAGAACAGAAUUGUUUUAUCAUUAGUUAAAAUUGAGCACGAAGCGCAAAAAUUUUUAACCAGUGAUAAAACAUGUACUGUGAGUGUUUUAAACAGCUUCAAAAACCUUCCCAGGGUAUUCCAUUUCAAUACGAUUGCUAAUUAACGCAUUUCCCUUUUGUAAAACGUGUUGAUUGAAAAGUGUUAUUUAAACAAAAGCAGGCAAAUUACAUAGGCUGUUCAGAUGUAGUUGUGCAAAUACGUUGUGCAACUGAAGUACACAGUUUAUGCUCUUAUCCCAACCUUCUUUCCAAAUGAAAGAAAGUUCCACAGUUAAUAGUCGUACAAGAGGGGAAAAUUGCUAGAGGAGAGUGUCGUCAAAUCUAACUGCAACGUGACAUAAUGGGCAUUGAUAAGUUUAAUGAAAUUACAAACUGGGAAGAAUUGUUUGUGACUGUUUUCGCCAACUCUUUGUCGGUAACAGUCGUAUCUUGAAAUGGAUUGGUUUGGUGUUCUCUUGGUUAAAAACUUAUGGUAUUUAAUUUUAAAAUAAAAUUUUGACUGGUUGACGGUUUUUUUUCUUCGUUUUUUAGAAUAAAUAAUUUUUCUGUCGACAAUAGUUACUUUUUCAAAGUUUUGACUUUUUUCGUGUAAUUAGUUGCAAAUUAUGUAAGGACCACAUUAUGUAAAAUUUCAUGGUUAUUAGUAUUUUUUAUGUAAAAUUUUCAUCCUUAUCAGCAGUCCAUUGUUUAAAUCAUUCAAUCCCAUAUUUCCCCUGAGGCCCUCCCUGACUUUUCAUUUUGUUGAGUUUUGAGUCUUUCUUCUGAGACUGCUAUAGUAAUAAGAUGACACUUGCAACGUCUGCCAUCAUCUCCUUAUCAUCAACUUUUUUAAUUGUAGACACGGCUUGACACGAAGUUUUAUCAGCUGAACAAAAUUUUAUAUCAUUUGACUAUAAAAUUAUUAUUAAAAUGGUACCCCUUUAAAGGUUUAUUUACAGUUUAAAGUUUAUAGUUUUUGCUAUUAAAAGUGGCUGUUUAGAUUGGUGCCCUGAAAAAUUAGACAAAUCCAAAAAAGGGAUAUAAAUCUGCAAAACACUACAAACGUCUUAAACCUUUUUUGCCUUUGCAAGUAAUGUAGUCUCUUUUCCCAACAUGUUCAACUGAUUAUAUCAGGAAGGGGUUGCAAAUACAGUAAUAAAGUCAAAGAUGCUGAGACCUUGUUUAUAAGUCUAAGACUUUGUGUCAAGUUCAAUUCCCCAAGACAGAAAUAACCACACAAGAAAAACCUUACUACUAACCAAAAUCACUUUCAACGUUUUGAGAUCAAAUCCGAUUUGUUUUAAGUGUAGACCCCCAUAACAGUGUGCAGAGUUAAGGUGUUUAAACAAAACAAACAUUUGGUAUUUAGCAACUUGAACUGUGUUUUCUUCACUAUCUUAUUGUACCUAUUUUUUCAUGAUUUAAGGAUUGUUAAAGGAACUGAAGAAAGACAGUGAUAACUCACGAGACAAACUUGAAGGUAUGUUGGCCAUUAAAAGGGUUUCAUAAUCAAUUCCCUGGUAAAAUUAAGACACCUUUUAUAAGAUGACUCAGUCUGUUGGGUGGGAAAUUAAAAUCUGUAGGGUAGCCCUCUUAACUCCUCACCUACAAAAUACGAGUUACGACCUCCUCAAUCAAAUAACAUGUUCUCAUUUUGUGUGAUCAAUUUUUAUUUUGUUGUUUGUGCUCAGUAUCGUGCAUGACCGUACACAAAAAUUUCAAUUAAAACAAAAAAAUAUUUUUGUUGAAAACAAAAUUUUGAACAAGGAUAAAAUUGAACCACAAAAUUUACCUUGCAUCAUAAUGCAAGCCUGAUUCAAGAACUUACGUUGACGUGCAAUUAAUACUGUUUGCUUUUUAUAUAAAUAUAUACUUAUCCCCAAGCCAACGAGUCAGAUUUUCCCUAUUCUUUCGUUUUCAAUCUUAUUUUUAUUCACAUGGAUUUAAGCAUUUCCCGAGUAACUGCCCUUCUCUCCUUCUUCUCUACUUAACGAACAUCAAAUGACCGUACACCCGUUAUCACACUUAUGACAAGAAACUCUCGAACCUUUGAGGUGUUAUUGUCACAACUUGCCUGAUGAGCAGUAAAGAUACUUUUACAUGUCCUCCUAUAUUGCAUGUAUCUACAGGGCUUAUACGCAACUUUUGUAUUGCCAAUAAUACACUUUGUUUGCGCUCUGCUUUAUUUUUGUAACCAUUUUUUCCCAAUUUCUCCGGGGUGUUACAGUCGUUGCACACAAAUUGAAGUCCAAGCUUAUGCAAAAUUUUGGGUGCAUUAUGUGCAUUUUUUUGAUAAUAAACAGAACAGCUAAAGAACAUGAAUGAUCAGAUCCUCGAAAGUGAGAAAAAAAUCAGUGACAAGCUAGAACGUUUGGCAGCAGAUCCGAAAGAGGAAGCAAACCAAGAAAAAGUUAUGUUCUAAACUUCCUGAUAAAAAGGACAAGAAGCCACCUUGUUUCUACCUUACAGAAGCUGUGUCACAUUCCAGCCUUCGCAAUUUGCAAAACAAUUUUAUAUCAAGCUGCUUUCAGCCUAUGUAGAUCAGCUGACCUGUCACUGUUUUCUGCCUGGUAUAUUCCAAACUGUUGAUUUUUUUUUUCUCACGCGCCGUACACUUUCCUUUCCCUUUUAUUUUAGUUUUUGUCACGUAACAAACAGGUGUCCAUUUUAUUUAUGAAGAGGAAAAUUGACUCAAGGCCUCAGUCCUGUAGCAACCAAGUCACAACAUUGCAAUUAACUGAGUGAGAGACAGGAGAAAUAGCUGAAGUGUUGUCCAAUAAGGGCCUGAUGGAAAAAAACAUAUUGAUCGAACAUCCUUCCAAAGCAGGAAAUCAAUGCUUUUCUUAUCCAUUGAGCCUUAAAAGUGAAUGGACAUGUUCCCUUGUUCCCAACAUUCUUGGGAAGCUCUCGUCUGUUGAUACCGUAGAGUUCCACUUUUCAGACCUUCCUCUUUUCUUGCCCUUUAUGAAGCAAUAUGCAUUCAUUUACCUUACCAUCCAUCAGUGCCUAAUAUCGAACAAGCUUUUCUUGUUAUAUUUUGAACAAGAACGUAACAUUUCAAUUGAACUGAUAAAAGAUUUUUCAAACGAAGUUGCCAUAAAGUAUCUAGCGUUCAUUUUUCUUUUGUAAGUUUGCAUUUAUCAUUCUUUGUCGCUUUCGUCAUAGAACCAUAUUAGGUCCUCAUUGUCACGGGAGUGACCAAUUGAUACUAAUGUUAAUUUCAUUAUACCGUUCCCCAGUCGUUGGGACAGCAAUACCACAUUUGUCAAACGAGCGAAUAGUGAUCAGUAUUGGCAUCCUUUCACCGAUGCCGGAGAGAUUUCUUGCCAAGCUUGCCCUCCGGCCAUUUUGUCGAAAGAACUGCAUAAGCGCGCUUGAUGAUGUGUAAAGAGAAAAUAGAGGGUCUGUGAACAGGCUAAACGUCAAGAGGCUGGACUUUGCCUAUUGUCUCUGGGAGUCCGUAUUUUUGCGUAUUCAAGUACGCGCAAACAAAAGGUCUGGGGCCCGUUUCUGGAAAGACCCGAUAAUUAACGGGCCCGUAAAGCUGCUGUUGUUUACAUACAAGAUAGAGGUUUCAAUAGUUUUGCAUCUAACGUGACAAAAUUAUCAGUUACUGGAACAAAAUGGAGUAGUUUGCUAGCCAGGACCCGCGCUCUUAUUCUUUAUAUUUCUAUUUAAAUAUUUGAUUUCGGGCCCGAAAGGUUACCCGGACCUUCGAGAAACAGGCCCCUGGAGUGAGUUUGAAAAAGGCUCGCGCGCACGCUACGCUAUACCGAUUUUAAGAAAACAAAACGACUUUUUUGCAGUCUAGUCAUAUUUGUACUAUUCAACUUACAAUGAAUGUCUUCCCCGGAAAAAAAUCAGAGAAGACCUCGAAGAGAUCAAAGCGAACUAGAAAGCAUGGGCAAGAAAUUGGAAACUUCAACAAAUGAAGGCAAUUUGCAUGUGGGCAGUAUUAGUAUUCUAGUGUUUCAAGCAAUGAAGAUGUUGAAGGAAUUUACGUCUUUUGACAAACAAAUUUGAGGAGAAUGACAGGCUUUGCGGUUUGCUAGGAAAAUCCCCACAAUCGUGAGAUUUCAGUAACAACAGGUCCUUGAGUUUAAAUCCUCUGCGUUCGAGCCAAACUGGGCCAUCCGGCCAGAGCUUGUCCCGGUAUUCUUUGACACGGCGAGGAAUUUUUCUGCCACUCCAUGGAUGGGAUGCUAGUCCAAGGCAUGUUUACCCCUAGCAUAAAAUUAGCUGGUACCCAUGUAUACACUUGGUUGGAAUGAGGCACACUGUGGUAACGCAGUGACUGCCGCCAGGGCUUCAGUCCGAAACUCUUUGCGAUCCAAAGUUCACAGCACUAACCAUUAGGCAACCACGCCGCCCUUUACCUUUUUCAAUACUUAGUAUAUUCUCAACUAACGGAAGUUUUGCUUAUAUUUGUAUCCCCAGACAGAGAAAAAUUUGAGAAGAUUAAAGAUGAAAUAACAGCCAUUAGAGAAAAGUUAGAUGCCUUGACAUCCGCCGGACAAGAAAGCAGUGAUAAAGGAACAUGUAAGAUCUGCAGAUAAGUUCUGCAUUUAAGGACUAUAAACAGUGUCCGCGUCAUUAUUUGUCCGUUUGAAGCGGGUUAAAUUUAGAAAACACCAAAAAGGGCUCUACGGGGGAAUUGGUGAAAGUCCACAAUGGAACACACAGUCAAAGCUCUCUUACGCGACCACCCGGGAAAUUCGAAAAAGUGGUCGUAACUAGAGCUGGUCGGAAAUGAGCUCUCGUAAGCGACCGCAUAGUAAACAAUACGGGGUGGUCGCUUACGAGAGCUUUAGGAAAUCGUUAAUAAUUCAUAAAGAAAAAACAAAAGGAAUUAAUGUUUAAUGUGUCUUUUAUAUCUGAUAUAGACACGGCUAAACUUUACGUCCAAUUUUUAAGAUCACAAACCUGCUCCAGACUUGGCUUGCUAACUGUUGAGGCUACCUUGCCAAGUUCCUGUCUUGUACGUAGCUUUUAGCUGCUUUAUUUGGGACUUUCGGUCUUUGCCUUCAUUUCUUGUCUUCAAAAUGUUCAUUUCUCGAUCACCAUGUUACCACCCAACAUUCGGAUUUUUUCCAUUUUUUUGCAAUUUUUCAAACUUCUAAGCUAGUAGAUCGAAGUAUACAUGAUUAUGCUCUCGGUGUAGCUGCCCUCUUUCGAGUUAAGAGGGUUUAUCUUUCAAGAUAUUCACAAAAAAACAGGGAAGGAGUUCGAGCAAUAGACUUCUUUAGCUUGUAUGUUUUGGUUUUCCCAAUACGGGUCAUGUGAUAAUACUCUAGAGAACUAAUUCUUUCUAAUUACAUCGUGUUCACCGGAUAUCUACGCACAAUUUAUGAAGAGACAAUGGGUCAAGUUCCUCUAGGACCUCUAUUGGAAAACAAAACAUACAAGCUAAAGAAGUCUAUUCGGGCUACAAAAUAAAUAAAAAAUUUGAUGGGAAAAUAUACCUGCGCACGCGGACCUUAAACGUGAAAGUACACAAAUCGAAUAUUCGAGUCAAAAGAUGGCACAACAAGUAUGAAGUAUUAAAUUAGAUUGCAAGAAAACAACUUUCCUCCCCUCGCUCCCCCCUUUCAGUUUAUAGCCCUUUUCCCUCACUAAAGAGCCUGGCCCCAGGCUAUGAACUGGGCAUGAAUUUUGCCGAAAUAAUUGGUUAUAAUUUUAUUAGAAAUGAUAACAUGUGUUUGUUUGUUUGUUUGUUGUUGUUGUUUUUUUAAGGCAAAUCUAAAGUUCAGCAAGGGGCAAGCAGUGAUCCUGCAGGUGCUAGAAGUGAAGCUUUAGGUUCAAGCAAAAGAGUUCUCCAUGAUCAAGGUGUACACCAGCGUUUUAGAAGUGUAAACAAGACGCUCUGGAAGCGUAUGUUUGGGCGUGGUCGUACGACAGGUAUGAUACUUUGAACAUGCCUUUCUGCAGCUAAAGAACUGCCAUCAUAUCUUACCAGAGAGGACAAAUCCUUUACUCCACUUGUUUUCUGAACCACACAGCUUAUACAGUAUGUCCCAAUCCACAACAAAAAUAGUGUCAUUUUAUGACAAUCUUUGAAAAUAUGCACAUCUUCAAUGCAAACAUGCUUGGAGCCAAAUUGCAACAUAGGACGUAAGUGGCUACAACCCGGAGAGUAAGGUUUAUCUCAGCUUCACUGAUACUGACAGAUGUGUUUUCACACCCAUCACAUUGUACAGUGUAGAUCCGGUUACUAACAACGGCAAAUAAAGUUCCUUAAGUCCAGUAUCCACAAGGAUUAAUAAGAUAGUAACACCAUGCAUAAACUGCUAUAGGUUAGCACUGUUUACAGGAACAUUGGUAACUAUUAACGUUUGAUAUACUACAAUAUUCAACAUUGCUUCACUAUACAUAUACAUAUCUCUAGCAUGAGAAUCAAAUACAUUAUAUCCCCCAGCCUCAAUGCUGUAAUACCAACACCAAUAAUUGCCACUGUUAAAAUGAAUGAGUUGUAGUUCAGUGCCAAGAGUUUUUCAAAUGCUGUACCCUGUGAGUGGCAUAUAAAGUAGUGAUGGAUGUUACAAGUAUAACUGUCAAUUUAUUCAGUUUAAAUCCUCUGCGUUCGAGCCAAACUGGGCCAUCCGGCCAGAGCUUGUCCCAGUAUUCUUUGACACGUCGAGGAAUUUUUCUGCCACUCCAUGGAUGGGAUGCUAGUCCAAGGCAUGUUUACCCCUAGCAUAAAAUUAGCUGGUACCCAUGUAUACACUUGGUUAGAAUGAGGCACACUGUUGUAACGCAGUGACUGCCGCCAGGGCUUCAGUCCGAAACUCUUUUCGAUCCAAAGUUCACAGCACUAACUAUUAGGCAACCACGCCUCCCUUUACCUUUUUCAAUACUUAGUAUAUUCUCAACUAACGGAAGUUUUGCUUAUAUUUGUACCCCCAGACAGAGAAAGAUUUGAGAAGAUUAAAGAUGAAAUAACAGCCAUUAGAGAAAAGUUAGAUGCCUUAACAUCCGCUGGACAAGAAAGCAGUGAUAAAGGAACAUGUAAGAUCUGCAGAUAAGUUCUGCAUUUAAGGACUAUAAACAGUGUCCGCGUCAUUAUUUGUCCGUUUUAAGCGGGUUAAAUUUAGAAAACAACAAAAAAGGCUCUACGGGGGAAUUGGUGAAAGUCCACAAUGGAACACACAGUCAAAGCUCUCUUACGCGACCACCCGGGAAAUUCGAAAAAGUGGUCGUAACUAGAGCUGGUCGGAAAUGAGCUCUCGUAAGCGACUGCAUUGUAAACAAUACGGGGUGGUCGCUUACGAGAGCUUUAGGAAAUCGUUAAUAAUUCAUAAAGAAAAAACAAAAGAAAUUAAUGUUUAAUGUGUCUUUUAUAUCUGAUAUAGACACGGCUAAACUUUACGUCCAAUUUUUAAGAUCACAAACCUGCUCCAGACUUGGCUUGCUAACUGUUGAGGCUACCUUGCCAAGUUCCUGUCUUGUACGUAGCUUUUAGCUCCUUUAGUUAGGACUUUCAGUCUUUCCCUUCAUUUCUUGUCUUCAGAAUCUUCAUUUCUCGAUGACCAUGAUACCAGCCAACAUUCGGAUUUUUUACCAUUUUUUUGCAAUUUUUCAAACUUCUAAGCUAGUAGAUCGAAGUAUACAUGAUUAUGCUCUCGGUGUAGCUGCCCUCUUUCGAGUUAAGAGGGUUUAUCUUUCAAGAUAUUCACAAAAAAACAAGGAAGGAGUUCGAGCAAUAGACCUCUUUAGCUUGUAUGUUUUGUUUUCCCAGUACGGGUCAUGUGAUAAUACUCUAGAGAACUAAUUCUUUCUAAUUACAUCGUGUUAACCGGAUAUCUACGCACAAUUUAUGAAGAGACAAUGGGUCAAGUUCCUCUGGGACCUCUAUUGGAAAACAAAACAUACAAGCUAAAGAAGUCUAUUCGGGCUACAAAAUAAAUAAAAAAUUUGAUGGGAAAAUAUACCUGCGCACGCGGACCUUAAACGUGAAAGUACACAAAUCGAAUAUUCGAGUCAAAAGAUGGCACAACAAGUAUGAAGUAUUAAAUUAGAUUGCAAGAAAACAACUUUCCUCCCCUCGCUCCCCCCUUUCAGUUUAUAGCCCUUUUCCCUCACUAAAGAGCCUGGCCCCAGGCUAUGAACUGGGCAUGAAUUUUGCCGAAAUAAUUGGUUAUAAUUUUAUUAGAAAUGAUAACAUGUGUUUGUUUGUUUGUUUGUUGUUGUUGUUUUUUUUAAGGCAAAUCUAAAGUUCAGCAAGGGCAAGCAGUGAUCCUGCAGGUGCUAGAAGUGAAGCUUUAGGUUCAAGCAAAAGAGUUCUCCAUGAUCAAGGUGUACACCAGCGUUUUAGAAGUGUAAACAAGACGCUCUGGAAGCGUAUGUUUGGGCGUGGUCGUACGACAGGUAUGAUACUUUGAACAUGCCUUACUGCAGCUAAAGAACUGCCAUCAUAUUUUACCAGAGAGGACAAAUCCUUUACUCCACUUGUUUUCUGAACCACACAGCUUAUAAAGUAUGUCCAGUAUGUCCCAAUCCACAACAAAAAUAGUGUCAUUUUAUGACAAUCUUUGAAAAUAUGCACAUCUUCAAUGCAGACAUGCUUGGAGCCAAAUUACUACAUAGUACAUAAGUGGUUACAACCCGGAGAGUAAGGUUUAUCUCAGCUUCACUGAUACUGACAGACAUCCCAUCACAUUGUACAGUGUAGAUUCGGUUACUAACAAGGGCAAAUAAAGUUCCUUAAGUCCAGUAUCCACAAGGAUUAAUAAGAGAGUAACACCAUGCAUAAACUGCCAUAGGUUAGCACUGUUUACAGGAACAUUGGUAACUAUUAACAUUUGAUAUACUACAAUGUUCAACAUUGCUUCACUAUACAUAUACAUAUCUCUAGCAUGAGAAUCAAAUACAUUAUAUCCCCCAGCCUCAAUGCUGUAAUACCAACACCAAUAAUUGCCACUGUUAAAAUGAAUGAGUUGUAGUUUAGUGGCAAGAGUGUUUCAAAUGCUGUACCCUGUGAGUGGCAUAUACAGUAGUGAUGGAUGUUACAAGUAUAACUGUCACUGUAUUCAAGCUGGAAAACUGCUCAAACACUGUAACCAUUCCUGGCAAUUCUGUUAACAUUACCAUAGAUUGUCUUGCAAGCAGUGACAGACUAGAAUAUAAUUGAAUACCAACAAUCACUUACUUGAGUCAUAUCAGCAACUGAAGUAAUCUUUGUUACCUUACUGUAAAUUAAAGCACACAGACUCAUUGCGACACAUUGUUGUCCAGCAUUUUUCCCCAAACACUGUAACAUUUCCUUGACAGUAUGGAGCAUUAAUUGUUUUUGUAGCAUCUACGUAAACUGAAGGUCCUGGAUUCUUCUCCUUAUCAGUACAAAGCUUAAAUUGGCCAAAAUUAACCCGGUGAUUCAAAUUGUUGUAAGCACUAUGAAAUGGAUAAUUGCAUGUACAGAGGGGCAAAUUCUUACUUAAAAGCCUAUUUGGAUAUCUCGUUCCACCUAAAUCGCCCGUGCUUUGAUACUUAGACGAGAGAUACACCUUCCCUCGUUUACGAACUAGUUUUGGAGUUGCCCCUUAAGUAAAAACCUCACACUGUUACAGUUACUUCUGUACCUGUUUAAGUGUAAACCUUUUCUACUUUUAACGUAACAAUGAAUUUCAGACGACAAUGGUGUAUUUUUCCGAAUACUCUUCCCUUACAGAAAGUGUCACUUUCCGUGUUUUCUGUAACAAAGAUUUUAAUUUGUUCAUCGGUAGUCUGGUAGGUGUAUGACGGUAACCGGUCAUUUCGUUCCAUGGUCAGAUCGUUCCAAGUCAGACUGUGCCAAUCAAUAGCAGAUCGUUCCAUGAAAUAGCCAGUUCGUUCCGCAAAAAAUUCAGUUCAUUGCACAUAUGAAAAGUCGAGUAAAUCUUUCUAAAUUUGUUGAGUGAACUUUAUCGAGAAGAAAAACUUUUCGUUCAUACCACGAGCUGAUAAAAUAAUAAUCGUUCCAAAGUCGAUUCGAUCCAUCCUAAAUCGUUUGAAAACAAACAAGAGUCGAUUUCAACCAGCCACGGGCUUUAAGAUUUAAACUGCCGCUUUGAGAGUUUUUGAGCUAGAAUUCAUCGAUGGUUUUGAAAGAUAUAGCACAACAAGUAAAAGCUAUGCCGUUCUAAAGGUACAAUAUUUCAAGCGCUUGUAACCUAAUUAUUUCUUUGCAGCGCACGAUGUAUGCAAAUUUUGAAAACAACGCGAGUUUCGAUUUUAUAUACUAUCUCGAUUUUAUAGUAAUUUGUCUUGCCGAAAAUAUAAUUGACUAACCUGAUUUAAACCAAUGGAAUUGUAAGUUCUGUUAUAAAUAAAUUUCCCACGACGAGAUCUCUAUUUUCAUUGAUAUGUUUGGUCCGAAAUGGGCACGCGGGGCCCCAUAAUUUAGCACGUUUUCCCUCCUGGGACCCUUGCAUUACCCUGGGUAUUGAGCGUUCUAUUUAAAUGUUUUGCCAACCUCAGGAUCACUUUUCAGAUCGCUUUUCUAUGCUUUCAUGCCCCGAGAGGGCAUAUAUACUUGCGUUUUUUGUGUGCCAUUCCGGUUUUCGUCGCUGAGCAUGGCCUAGGCUCCUGACGCUAUCCUUCCUUAUGUUUUGGAAGCCUUUCGCCCGGCUGUGAUACCUCCUUCGAGUUACCUUUGAUAGCGUGAGUCGCUUUCAGACUGGAUUUCAUGGCGGGUAUCAUUCUCCAUUUAAUUUCAUAGCGAGUGUCGGUUCGAGUUGUUUCAUAGAGUACGUCACUUUCAGUUGUUAUAGCAUUUGUCGCCUUCACGUAGGUUUUUCUUGGCGUGUGUCGCCCUCCAGUUAGCCAUUUCUGGCGUGAGUCGCUUUCACUAGUUUCAUGGUGACUUUCAUAUUUUGCUCUCCAUUUUGUGUUUAUAGCGUGUGUCGCUUAUAAGUUUGUUUUUUCAUGGCGUGUGUCGCCUUCAGGUUGUUUUUACGGCGUGUGUCGCCUUCAGGUUGUUUUCACGGCGUGUGUCGCCUUCCAGUUAGCCGUUUCAGCGUGUGUCGCUUAUAAGUUGUUUUCAUGGCGUGUGUCGCCUUCAGGUUGUUUUCACGGCGUUUUUCGCCUUUAGGUUGUUUCUAUGGCGUUUGUGGCCUUCCGGUUAGCCGUUUCUGGCGUGUUUCGCUUUCACUGGUUUCAUGGUGUCUUUCGUUUUUAAUAUUCAGUAUGUCGUUCCUCCCUUUAAGGAUCGUUUUGGUCUUGUAUUUCGCAUUUUCUAUACUUUGCGGUCCGUGUUUUUUCUGUAUGCGUGCUCCUUCGCAUAUCCUGUAGUUUGUCGCGUUUUUAUUCGCGUUCGUUGUUGCUUACGUUUUCUUUUCCGCAACUAGUUCCAGUAUUCGGAAAUUUUCUUCUCUAUUUCUUUGUUUGUUCGUCAGUGUUAUAGAAGUUAAAACAGUAGUUUUUUUCUACUUUAUUUCCCCGGGCCCUUUUGGUUUCUCGUCUUUUAUUCACUUAGCAUUUUUAAGUACCCACGGCACGUGCUUUUAUCAUCGGUUUUUCUGGUUCGAAUUUAGAAUUCAUAAUCAUGGCAUCUCUGUACUGUUUUGUUUACAAAUAUCAGUGCGCGGUGUACACACUGGAAGGCUCUUAAACGGAAGACGGCCGCUUUCAUCCUGUUAUUUCGAAUUUGUCAUCCGCGGUUCUAUGGUUUAGCUGCCUGGGCUGUUUUCUACGUUCCAGAUUUAUUCGGCGUUUGCUAUUUGUUGUUAGUUUUAUGGGCUUGUAGUUAUUUAUGCAGGUUCAUCUCGACUACAUAUAUACCUCGUGUCACGCAAAUCGGUCCAUCGCUUUGGUUUGGUUGGUUUUUUCUUGUGUGUUGUUUUACUCGCUUCGAGCAAUGUGUCGUUAUUUCAUGACUUUCGGUCUUGUGCUCCUGCUAUCAGUCCGGUCGAUCUGGGGCGGGUACUGUAGUUCUAAAUUAUGCCCCAUACUCUGUCUGUGACGGGGUUCCUGGAUCGGCCUGGUUGGUGGCUCCCCUUUUUCUCCUUUAUUUCUUUUUCCAGUUUCGGUUUAACGCUAUCGCGUGAGGUAUAUGUGCGUUGCCUUCGUGGUAAUCUAUUUCCAAUGAUUUCGCUUUUAGGCACUGUUUAACUUCUGUUAAAACGCAAGAGAUUCCGUCAGAUCUUAUCAUUCCUAGUGUAACUGGAAGGGGAGCCCGCCAGUUGGGCCGGUCCGCUCUCGUCUCCCUCAUCGGUCUCGGCCAUUUCUUUGGCUUUGGGAAGUCGACCCUUGUUCCCAGGCAAACGUCGAUUUUUCUGUGGUAUAUCAUUGAUUUUCCUUACACAACGUUUUUAAUGCCCCUAGAUAAGAAUGUUAAACUUGCUUCUUUUCAAGAAAAUAUGCUUAGCCACAAGAGGGUAUUUCUAAGUCUCUGCAGAAGUCUGUGGGAAGAUAAACUUCUUGACACUUGUACCUGCCGCCAGGUUGUUUUCUCGUGCGGCGUGUUUGGCCAUAUCACAUGGCACUGGCGUCUCCAAGAGCUGGUCCCGUAGGGUGAGCUUCUGAGAUUGGGGGGAAUAUGACGAUUUUUUCUAAGGUUGUUGGCUUAGUGGCGGCAUUCGGCGCUCGGGUAGAAAUUAUUUUCGCCCAUAUCUUAGUAUUGCCCGCGUGUGCCAUAGAGGUGCAGCAUAUCAAUGAAAAUUCUCCUACUAUUCAACUUCUUUUAUUUCCUCCUUAACACAAUUUCCUUCUGUACAACUAGCUCAUUACCUUCUCUUGUCGUCACCUCGCUGCCAUCAAAACACUCUAACAUAAAACGUGCUGAUAAUGCAAAAUCCCGAUCGACGCACAGCAUCGUACAUGUACCGCGUCACAGUAUACACAAUUAGAUGAAAAAACACAACACGCAAUACAAAAACAAGUACAUUAACCGCCACCCUGCUAAACAAAAUUGAAAUAAUGAAAAGAAUUGUUGCAGUUAUCAUAGUAGUUCCAAAAGAAGCCUCAGUCCCUUUUUGUUGACAAUCGUCUCUUCCUUCAUGGGAACAGAUUUUUAUCACAGGCAAUUCGUUGUGUUCCGCAAUGCAAAAAUCAAAAUGACUAUUGGCACAUUGAUAACCAGCUACACAAAUCUUGCGACUCUCAGACUUGCUUAACAUUCCCCUGUUCAAACUCUUAUCCAUUUUACACGUACACUCCUGAUAUUCCGAUUUGUUAUUACGUCUAUGGGGUCCAUGAGUCUUUGAUGUCAUUGAAUGUCUUGAUAAUUUCCUUUUGUUUUUCUUUGAGUUCGCGGACCAGCCCAUUCCGAAAACACUUAGUCUUAUUGUUUAGUGUGGGCCUACCGCGAACAGUGUGGGCAUUUGUAAGUUUAACCGGGGAUAACAUGACUGAACAAUAUAUUAACACGUUUCUCGAAACGCCGCGGCCAAAUGUUAUCCAAACUGCUUCCUACUACCGCUUCGAAAAAUUUCGGAUCAAACGAUAUCCAAAUCGUCCCUCAUUGGAUUAUCCACUCGACCUAACAAAAUCGACCAAUCACAAAAUAAGGGAAAGAAAAUGGACCUAAAAAAUUCAGAUGACCUCUUAGGAAACACGCAAUUAUGAUUGGUGCAUUUUGAUCCUCUCGUCAAAAAAAUGUCAGACGCCCAUCAUCUUAGCGGACCUCUUAGGAAACGAAAGUUUUCUUCAACCGGUUCAAAAGGUCAUUGUUUAUGAUUUGUGAUUGGUGGAUUUCGAUCCGUUUUGUGAGUUUCUGUGUUUCAAGGUUUGUUGCUGUGAUCUUAUUGUGACCAAAACCCGACGUUAAUAUUCCAAAUGUCUUUGAUAGAUUUCUUCUCUGGACUUCAGACUUCCAAAUUUCGAUGAGGCAAAGAUACUGAAGAUUCAGAUUAACUUCUGAGAUGGUAAAAGUGCGAUAAAGUGCCGUGUGCUAGCAGAGCUUUCUUUCACACAUGCCUCUUACCUUGUACAAGACGUUCGCCUCGCUUCGCUUGUUUACUUGCCUUGUUUACGUUAGCACGUAUUGCGUGCCUAUUGCACAUUUGCGUCAAAACAAGCCGUUUCCAUCACUCUAUUUGGGUCACGCCCAAAUAAUAAGAUCACAAAAUAGUUGCAUCUUGAGAAUUCAUAGGGAACCUCUCUACUCUGGCCACUUUGGGGAUCGAGCUAAGUGACCGUUGCCUCAUAUGAGGUACAAACAAGAAUGUACUGUAUCCGCCUUAGGAAACAAAAAGGUGGUCAUUGUGGAUAGUUGGCUAUAAGUAGAGUUUCUAUUAUGCUCUUUUUAGAGCAUCACUUUUCAUGUUUCUCAAUGUCCUUGUCAGAAGUAUGUGGAUAUUUGUCUUCUGACCAAUGUUGAUAAUCUCCAUGCAUAUGAUAGUACAUGCAUUUAACGAGAGGGGAGGGGGGGGGGGGUGUCAGAUUGUUCUGAUCUGACUGUAUCAGAUAACCACAGUCUCUGUUAACCUUAAAUAGACGUGGAUGGUUCACAUUGAUUUUGAGAUCUCAUAUUAAUCCUCCAUCUCAAUUUUUAUCCUUUCAUAUUCUGGAAUUUCUUGACCUCCCCACCCCUUUUGUUUUAUAAAUUGCGCAUUUAAAGCAAUUUUUAUCACUGAAAAAUUCCCAGAGUUGUUAUUUUCAACUAUAUAUUUUUGGGUUUUUGUAAUUCAUAUCUCUGUCAAGUCUGGAGAAAUAGGUUCUUGUAUUUUGGGGGUAAGUUAUUGGCAGUUUAGGCUAAGUAGGUUCUUAAUUAGAUUCUUAUUUUCUAUAAAGGAGAUAUAGUUGUUGAUGACCAAAAAAAUAAAUAAACUUGAGUUCGGUCCUUAAAUUAUGCAGUAUUUAUUCACAACUGUAUCACGAUAAGCCUAAUAAAACUGAUUACAGAAUGUACAUAUGCAAUUAUAUGCAAUGCGGUUACAAUGCAUCUGUCUAUAUAUUCUUGUUUUUUAAAUUUGUAUUUUCAAAGUCAAACCCCAUUGGCUUUUUAAAAGUGUUUAUCAUAAUAAUUGAACUGUAACCCACAUAUAGGAACCUGCUUGAUCUUGCUUGGCUAAACAGGCUGUUAUUAUUUUUUGUUAUUAAGAUGGUAAAUUUCUACCAGCAAUUUGUUAAACCACUAAGUUCUUAUAAUUACACGCGGGUUUUUACUGUAAUGAGAACUACUUGUAUUAAAUUGAGAACUAGAGGAAAUGUUUGGAGAGCUACGUGGAUUCAGUUAUUCUAUCUUAGCAAUUUGGAAUUUCAAGAGGCUAGAUAAUACGACGUUAAGCUAGUUUCAAUUGUAGGUGGCCUUCUAAUUUGCGUUAACAUUCUUUCUUUUUUGUAUUCUUGAACGUCUAGAUCAUGGAGAGGCAAGUGUUGGAAGUGGUACCGUUAGACCUGGUGUUGCUGCAGGGCCUUCAGAUUUAAACGUGAAGCAGACUCACAAUGACCAAGGUAUAGAACUCUACUAAGGGUAUAAUGAAACUGUUAAGAUCGUUCGAAACUUUUUUGCUAAAAUAUAGUUGAUAGAGGCGAAUGGUUAUGAAAGCUGCCUAAAAUCAACCGUGUUGCAGUUUAUGUGGAGAGCUCCCUUACCAUGCACAAUCGUUUGAUUUUGGUUCGUUUCUACUUGUUGAUUCAGUCAACAUGGUGGGAAUGCUAAUAAACGUUAAGCACGGUCAAGUCAAAGAAAGCUGACAAAAAUAUUUUUAGCGGGGCUCCCGCGAAUAUGGUCAACCUGUUUUCGUUUGGUUGUCACGUGAUGGACCGAGCUUACGUACGUACUCGUCUACAGAUUGUACGGGUAGGGUAGGGGAGACAAUCAAAAGGAAGGGAGGGGUUUCUCAGGGGUGUCUUUGUAAAUAUCAACAUCUUUUACAUUGGACAUUUACAAUAUGGUCCAGGGGAUAGUCAAUUGACAGCUGUCAAAACAGGAUAGCCACUGACCAGUAUCACAUGACCAUAUCGCGGGCUCAUAUGUCAACUCACCGAGGUGACGUGAUUUAUUUGGAAUCUGUCUGCUGACCAGUUAAUGGUUUUACUAGAUCGCGAUCAAUGUUCAAUCUCAUACUUUCCAGCCAUUUUGGGAGCGCAGAAAAACUGAUAAUGCACACAUAUUGGAUAUCAAUGUUGUGAUGUGACAGCUGUCAAAACAGGGUAUCUGCUGACCAGUAUCACUUGACCGUAUCGCGGGCUCAGGAUGUACAAAAUGAAAUUCAGCUAGUAUCAGGAGUAUUCUGUUAUUCAUGGCUUGUUUGUUUAUUGGGUUUUUGGUUGAGUAAAAGUCGGAAAUGCGAUUUCGGAUGGCAUGGUUUUCAUUUUUCACCGUGCUUGAUGCGUAAGAGGGUUGAAAAGUCUGAAGCGAUACUGGCUUUACUUGAUACCUUUCAGGGACUGAUCUCGAAUAGUAAGCCUGAGUAAUUAUUGUAUUUGAUGUUUGUUUUUAAUGAAGUCGGGCGUAGUUUAUGCGGCUAUUUAGUUUAUGCUCGUUUGUAAGAUUUGAGACAAUGAUCUGGCCGAGUAUCAAGUUUGAUAUAAGCUUACAGAACUUUAAAAAGCCUUUCGACAAUUUCUCACCGCAAAUAGAAAGAAAACGUUCCAAAGAAUAUUUAGUUAUAAUUCUGGCUGUAAAAGAAAGCUUUGAGCGAUUUUCAUGCCUCGAGUUCAUCUUUGAAAAAAGCAAACACCGGGAAGCCGGCUUAAAACACAAACUUAAGCUUUAAGCUUGAACAGUCAAGAUUUGUAGAGACACUUGUCUUCGUGAAUGAAAAUUGUUUUCUCUGUAUAUGCUUCACCGAAUUAUAAUUCUUUUGUUGAUUGUUAGUAGUCUCUCUUGUAAUUUUAAUCGCUGUGCCGUUUGUUUUCAGUCGUUCAGUGAACAUUGCUUGCAGGAGUACUCAAAAUGCCGCGCGAAUCAAACGCUUUUGAAGAUUACCCAUCGAUAAAACCAUUAAAUAAAAAAUAAACAUAAUAAAAGCUUUGUUAUGUUGGAGCGUAACUCAAAAAACUCUCGUUAUUCAAACACUCGACCACAUCUCGCACUGCAAAAAUGAGAACCGGCUGGCCGUAUAGGUGAUUUUGGAAAUUUUUUUAACGGUUUAGCUAAAAGCCCACGCAUGCUUCAAUCGUCCUGAAUAUUGAAUGGGUGCAAUUUGUAUUGCAAAAUUGUGAAAUACUGCAUUCUGUCCGAGGUCUGUAUGAUCAAAACAGUGCCUCACAGUACUGUUUCACCUCAGAUGUGAUGUAUAAAUGGUAUAAAGGGUUCGUUUACACGCACCCAGAUUUUGUAAACUAAACUGACUUGUCGAACGCAAAAAGGUCGGCCUGUUUUUUUUUCCAGACCUAAUUAGUCUACGGUGAUCAAGAGCUAUUAUGGCUUUUAAAUGUGAUCGAAGAUGAUUGCCAGUUUUUAGGUGUACAUAUGAGGCUAUCAACUCGAUGUAAGAUUUGGUUUAAUCUUGGGCUGUUUGCAAAUUAUUUUUCUCUAAGAUCACUUAGCCUUUCCCUCAAAAGUCACAUGAAUGUGCUCUAAAGUUAACUGAAUUGUGAAAUACAAGUUUUUCAAGUUUUUGCGUUGGAUAAGUCUUUUAUUCAAGAGUCUGCGAUACAGCCAUAUCAAUCCCUCAGUUAAGUGUUGGGUAGAUUAAAGCCUGCUUUCAACCAAGUGGCCCAUCCGGCUGCAGGGGUUGCAAUAAAAAUUGAAGUAGCCAGCAGGUUUGAAUAGAGCAACCGACUAAUACAUUUCCUGGAAACAAUAAAUAUGAACAAAAGCACACGGCACAUCAUGCAAAAUGUAGCAACUAUAAUAAAGUCACUCAUUAUUCAUUCAAUAAUUGCUAAUUACAAAGAUUUAUCGAAAAGUAAUAUUAGUUUCCUUUUAGUUCUUUAAACCAUGUGCAUUUUAUCGGCAAACUAUAAAGAAACGUGCGAAAAAUUAACUGAAAAUGCUGCGUCUACACAACUAAAGCAUAACAAACCAGUGGGCCUUUACAAAAACACUUCACAAUUACGUUUGGUUUCAUCCAGAUUUAAUGGUGUAUUUUUUGUUUACUGCAUUAUUAAAACUAGUUGUGUCUUUUUUCUUUCUUUAUACAAAAAUACUAUGCUUACACAGAACCGUUAAUAACAGCAGAUACAAUGUUCAAAAUCUCGACCUUAAAUUGUUGGAAAAUUAGAAUCAAUCAAGAGAUUCUCGAAGAAAUCUAUACUUCCAAUUCAGUGAUAGAAUUUUGUUUCCGUAUUUAAGGGCAGCCAUCUUUCAAGUUAUAUAAUUUACAUUUUCCGAAAGAAGAAGCAACUUGUUUUAAUAAUGUCGUAAACCAAAAAAGUUUGCGACUCGAGGAGACGGCUGAAAUUCUGGUUAUUUUUAUAUUCUUGAAUUUCCAGAUCAUGGGAAGGAAAAUAGUACAAGUAGUCCCGUUACUUUAGUACAGGAGACAGGUUCUGAAAGCCGGCAAAAAUCAAAGAUGGUAACAAUGGGGUGCGGGUUAUGUUGGGAGCUAGCUGAGCGUGUACAAUCUUUUGUCUUGGUUCACAAAUUAUGCCUGAAUAAAUUUAUAGGACGUUGCUAUUGUUCCGUUAGUUCACAAUGAAAGGUGCACGGUCAAGUCCAAAAAAGCUUACAAAAACAUGACAGUGAAGUUGGCCGGGCUUCACAACCACCGCACUUCAUUAACCCCGCCUGGUUAGCUCAAUUGGUUAAGCGCCGGUCUGCCGAGCUGGAGGCCGCUGGUUCAAGCCCCAGCCGGACCAACACUCCGGGUGUUUAAAUAUCUGAGGAGAAAGGGCUGCCUUUGGAAAGACAUCUGCAAACGGUUAGACUUCUAGUCUUCUCGGAUAUAAACGAUAAACCCUAGACCCCGUCUAACUAACAAGGGUGUACUAUCAAGUGUUUUGAAAACUUGGUCCAAUUGACAGUCAGUACAUUGAAAAUCUGCAGUAAAUGGACGGGGUCACCUUGCUUGAUUUCGCCCCGCGAGCCCGUUAUUCUAAGUGUUUUUUGCCAAGUUGCGCACGGAAUGUUCGAAGCUGGAACAACCGUCAAAAAUCAUUCUCGUACAAAAAAAAACUAUGAAAUAUACUAAAAUCUAAAACCCGUUUGGUGAUCUGGGCUAUAAUUUCUCAGUAUGGUGACUUUAAAUUGCUCCAUCUUGGAAGUAAUUUAAAACAUGGACCAUUUAUACUGUGUUUCCAAAUACGGCAUUUUACGCCAUUAUUAUAAAAAAAAUACAACUUCUACUAACCAGAAUUUUUUUUCUCCUUUAAAUAUAUUUUUCUUGUAGCCAUAACCAGUAAAAACCAAUAGAAAAGGGGAUCACCGUUUUCGUUUCCUUGCAAAGAGUCAACAAAGGGGCAAUUCCGGCUUCAAAUGGCAUUUACGCGCGGCGGGGAGUAGGGCGAGUUUUAAGCCCAACACCAUUUUAACCUGGGAGAGUUAAAACGAUUAAAACUAUAAAGAGAGCCGUUGCCUCUUUUCAGGUGACUGGUGAAAAUUACCACCAGCUUUGACGUCUUCAUGUUAUGCGCAGUGCAAAACAAGGGAAUUGCCUUACGUUUUAGUGACACGCGUUGUCGUCGCCAUCGUUUUGAUUAAGCUGAUCUCUAUUAACAGUCUGUGCUUGUAUUAGAGUGAUUGUCGCUAGAGAUUGAACAUUGCUUUAUCACCCAAUAGAUGAAAAGAAUUAUAACCGUGAUCGUCGUUUCGCUUUAGAUUGAGUCAUCACAAAGCAAGACUUGGUGUAAAGGGACUAAUUUGAAUGUUUUGCUUUAAAAGAGUGAAACUUGUUUUUCUCACUUUCCCGUAAUGAACUUCAAAAACGGGGAAAAGUCAGUGGAAACUCGGAAGAGCUCGAAAUUAGUAGUUAUAUGCCAUGCACUCUACAGAGGUGACUUACUUACAGGUGUCUGUUUAAAGCGGGUUGAAUUUUAAGACAAUAUAAGGGCUCUUGCCAGUGUUAAAAGAAACUGUCCAUAAAACAACGAGAUGUCCGUAUUAAGGAGGUGUCUGUAAAGUGGGGGUUCGACUUAACCACGAUAUGUCUUUUAUUUUCAGGUGGUUUUUACCCAACUGGAUCUGUUGAUAGCAUUCGCCAACUCUACAGCACCCGUGAAAGAUGGUUUGCACCCUUUCCAUGGUGGGAAAAGUUUCGAUUAAGCCUUGAUAACAAUUUUACCAGACUCAAAAUAGUGAGCAGAAAGAAAGAAAGGGGAACAAAGACUGAUGAAACUGUUACUAUGAAAGAUAUCUUCAAACCCCACGAAGAAUGCGCUCAUCCUAGGACGGUCUUAAUUGAAGGGAGGCCAGGUAUAGGAAAGACCACAUUCUGUAAUAAACUUGCUUACGAUUGGGCAGCGAACAAACAAGAAAAUCCUUCAGGAAGUUUUUUUCCAAACUUCCAAGCUGUUUUACUGCUUAAAUGCCGAGAAAUAGAGUCUUGCCUUUUCGAGGCAACCGAAGGACAACCUCUCCUCGAUCUGAAAAAAAGAGAAACUGAACGAAAUCUUCAAGUCUGUCCUUUGGGACGCCAUUGA
This is a messenger RNA of Porites lobata, 21486 nucleotides long. NCBI's taxonomy places the organism in Eukaryota, Metazoa, Cnidaria, Anthozoa, Scleractinia, Poritidae. The record is from the annotation of a GenBank genome assembly.